AUGAGAUGGGGUCAUAAAGCUAAUCCGGAUAGGUGGUUCAUAAACUUACAACCACAAUUCCAAGAAGUUGUAGACGCAAUGGAAGUGAAUGGUGAACCAGAUAUAGCUGGUAUUUUCAGCGCGGCUUUAAUGCCAUUGAAAGAUAUGAAAGAUGCAGAUAUUUUGGACCAGUAUGAAAUGAACAUGGCUGAUGGAAAUAUAACACCUGACGUUCUAAAACAUUUAUCUCAAAGAACUACACAGAACCAUAGAGAUGGUAUAUUUGGUGAAGAGUUUAGAAAGAGAGUUAGGGAGAGAGAAGGAAGAGAACCUAUUGUACAUGACCUUGCAAACGAAAGUUUACAAAAUGUCAUAAAAACUUACUUUGCAGACAAUGAACCGAGAAGGGAUGAAUAUUUAAGAAAACUCAAAUGGACAGUACCAAAUGAAAUGUUAGUAUUGAAAAACAUGUUCCUUGACAAAAUAAAACCAACUACAGAAAUAAAUGACGCAAGACUGAAACAUUGGGUAAAAGCUUUCCCAUUCACAAAAGAUAUUAUUGGUAACAUGGAAAGAAAACCAGAAUGGCUACAAAAACAUAUAUUUGGAAACGAGCUUAUUCCAUAUGGACAAGCUCUGUUUGAAGAGCUUGAACCGGAAACUCAGGAAAGAGUCAUGCAAACAAUAAGCGACGACUCAAAUACAAACUAUGACGAAAUCUUUCUAGGAUAUAGGUUACCUGAGAUGGGCGACCAGAGCCCAAAGGCAAAAAGGACAUGGGAAAUUUGCAACAUACUAGGUGAACAUGAUGCAAAGAUGCAACAAAACUCAGUCAGGAAGAAAGUAAAGCUUGGUCCGAAACAAUUAUGA
Trichomonas vaginalis G3 is the source of this 849-nucleotide messenger RNA. RefSeq names its product protein of unknown function, DUF4106 family. Bases 1 to 849 code for a protein of 282 amino acids. The transcript has a single exon. NCBI's taxonomy places the organism in Eukaryota, Parabasalia, Trichomonadida, Trichomonadidae. The record is from RefSeq and is a predicted model, not a curated record.